UCAAGCCCAUAUGCUUUUUCUAACAAGGUAACUGGAUAAAAAUUAGACGUUGCUACCUAGUAAGUUCUGUUUCCCUUUUGGUUUUGCAUGCUAUCCCCUGACUUAAGAGUUCACAAUGUAGUUUGCCUACUAAUUACAAAGGAUCUGAGUUUGCCACCAUUGCUCAUACUGAGUAGUCACUUACACCACAAGUAGCCCAGAUGAAAUCAAAGGGACAACCCAUACAGUAUGGUACUUCUCCAUGUGAAUAAGGGUGGCAGAAUCAGGUCUAGGGGAAAUAAAUAAACUAAUCCUAUAGUACAGGAUUCUGUAAAAUGAUAUUGUGAAAGUAACAAAGACAUGUGAAUGUACUGUAAAAUAAAUGAGUUCCAGAUUUCCAUUACACAGUACUUCUGACAUUUCUAUUUUAAAAUUCCUUGUUUUAUAGACGUUCAAAAAAUAGAAGGGUAACAGUAAUGAGUCAUAUUUUUGCUGAAUGAUUAUGUAAUCUAAAAGGGUGUGUGCCUUUUUCCCAUUUGGAUAUGAUACUUUUCCACUUGGAUAUUAUAUCACAAAUUAUGUUAUAAAUUUAAAGGGCUCAAUGCUGAAAAUAUUGAGUGUAGUACUUACUACUUGGAGUAAUCUCAUUGCAGAAUUGGGCCUACAGCUGCAAAAUCAUUUCAGUUCUGUCUGCUGUCCAUGCUCAUUAUUUGCCAAAACAUCCAUCUUUUGGGUUGAAAAUUGUCCAAGCUUGAUUUCUGUACAAAGUACUCGGAGGAACUUGCACUGGUAAAAAGCUAUUCUUGCUCUGAAGAUUUUGUAACAGUCGUCAAAAUGUGGAAUGCUGUGGCUAAAAUCCUAUUAAGGACUAAAGUCCACCAAGACUAUUCACACACUCUACUGCUAGUGCAAAAGGGCAGGAGUAUUCUUACAAGACCGCCUUCCUCUAGGAAUUGUUGGCAACAUACAGCUGGAGCAGUUCAGCCUUUCAACGUGAGUACGAGUAUCCAGAAAGUGGAAGCUUUGGACGUGAAUAAUUUUGUCCGUAUUCACUGGGAAGAUGGGAGUAAGAGCCUUUACCCUGCUGUAUGGCUAAGAGACAACUGCCAAUGCCCUGACUGCUUCCUGCAUUCUGCUAAAGCACGCAAACUGCUUUUGGAAGACCUGGAUGUUAACAUUGGGGUGAAGGAGGUCACUUUGACAGAUAGACAAAAGGUGUAUAUUACGUGGCCAGACAAACACACCAGUGAAUUUGAGGCUGAAUGGCUGAAGAAAAGGUGCUUUUCUGAACAAGCCAGAGCAGAAAUGCAAGAAGAAUUAUUUUUACCAGCCCUACUUGGCAAGUGGAAGACAAAAUGGAUGCUAAUAAUGUGGCUUACACAUCUGGGAAGCUAAGUUUUCACACUGAUUACCCUGUUCUGCAGCAUCCACCUGGGAUUCAGUUUCUUCAUUGUAUAAAACAAGCAGCUACUGGAGGUGAAAGUGAAGUUGUAGAUGGAUUUCAUGUAUCCAACAAGCUGAAGGAGCAAAAUCCUCAAGCCUUUCAGAUCCUCUCCUCCACCCUUGUAGACUUCACGGAUGUUGGGGUCGACUACUGUGAUUUCACUAUGCAGUCUAAACAGAGGAUUAUAGAUGUAGAUUACAGAGGCCAGGUGGUUCGUAUCAAUUAUAAUAAUGCAACAAGAGACACUGUUUUUGACAUACCUGCUGAAAAAGUGCAGCCGUUUUAUGCAGCUCUGAAGGAAUUUGUUGAUCUAUUGAACAGCCCGGAACAUAAGUUUACCUACAAGAUGAAACCAGGAGACAUAGUAACAUUUGACAACUGGCGUUUACUGCAUGGUCGCCGGAGCUACCAAUCAGGAACAGAAAUAUCCCGUCACCUCGAAGGUGCUUAUGCAGACUGGGAUGUGGUAAUGUCAAGACUCCGACUCCUGAGGAAGAUCGUCCAGAAUGGCAAUUAAACUUUCUUCUGGUUUAAUAAUUAGCAAUGCCUUGGACAGUUCAUCUUUGUUUUAAAAAAUACAAAUAUAUUGGAUUUCCACAUUUUAAACCUUCACUAAUAUAACCUUUGAAAGACCGAAUAUAUUUUUCAAAGGUAUGCUUUGUUGAAAACAAUAUAUCUCGCAGUAUAUCUUUAUUCUGCUGUCAUUGUAAGUGGUAUUACACCCUGCUGUACUAGUCUGAAACUGGUUAGAUACCAAUACACCACAAAUAGGCCUUCCCUUCUCAGAAAUCAGUCUCUCCAGGUGAGGCAUCAAGAAAAGCCUUUCACAUGUCACCCAUUAAGGGUUUGUAAUGGACAGCAGCUUUCUGCGAAUUUUAUAUCUAUUUUCAGAGAUAUAAAACCAUUUUCUAUAUAAUGACUCGUUUUCUUUACCCCGCCCCAAAAAAACCCAACAAAAGCUUUAGAAUCUGCAGUGAUGUUAACAAGCAAUUCUACUCUGGAAAGUGACUAUUCAAAAAUAGCAUCUUCUUACUCAACAGAUCUGCUCUUUGUGUAUGUUCAGAGCCACUCCUGCUUAAUUUCACACCCACGAGUAAGUUUUUUUAGUACUUUUUAUUCCAGUUAGCUCUAAAGAGUCCAUACAGCUAUAAGAGAAGAGAUGGACUCAUACCCUUCCUUAUCAGCAGUAGUAUUACAAUACUACCUAACGUCCAGAGAUCAGACCCCUGUUGCAGAGGGUGCUUUGCAAAUACUUAGUAGAAGACUCUCCCUGUCCUGAAGAGCUUACAGUCUGUACAGCCAAAGGAAGUGUUUUUGGCCCCAUUUUACAGCUAGGAACUGAGGCACUGAGAGAUUCAGCAUGAGAGUCACAUGGGGGACUAGGCUCAGCAUUGCAAAGCCUAACUUUAAGGCACUUUGCCACCAAGUGGAAUUCACAGCCCUGAGUUAGGCACCUGGGCUCCCUAUACAACAAGGGGAGAAUUAGUUGCCUAAAUAUAGGAUUCACAAAAGGCAGCAGAUUGAGCUGGGAGCUGCCCAAGAUAGCCAGUAUGACAUGCCAAGGAGAGGGGUGUGUCCUAAACCCCACUCUUCAGUAGGUGGUAGGUGCCUAACUCCAGGCCUAAGGGAGGCAUCUCUCUCCACUUGGGAUUCACAGCCAUGAAGCCUUUCUUGGAAUUCAUUGCCUAAGCCAGGUCAUCCCUUUCUCAAGAAAAACAGAGGAGAAGCCCCCUCCCACCAACACUGGUAGUCACCCAGAACAUGGGAGACCCUGGUUCAGUUCUGCCUUCUGUCUCAGAUAUCCAUACUGACCAACAUUUCCAAAAUAAUUUCAGGGAGAUUUGUGGUGGUAUUUAAUUUGCUAAUAAAGCCUAUCUGAAUAGACACACUAUAUAAGUUCCCUUAUAUUACUUUGCUAAAUAAUACCAUAGAAACAUGUAUUUACCUUAUUAAUUAUCUUGUUGAAGUACUGUGAACAUAUCACUCUUGCUUUCUUCAGCCUCUCCUUGCUCGGAUAGAGCUGGUAGCAGUACUGUUUGCAAAACAAAUUCA
Molecule: messenger RNA, 3475 nt
Organism: Terrapene triunguis (Three-toed box turtle)
Lineage: Eukaryota; Metazoa; Chordata; Testudines; Emydidae
Gene: BBOX1
Product: gamma-butyrobetaine hydroxylase 1
Exons: 7
Coding region: 1335-1940 (201 amino acids)
Biological process (GO): carnitine biosynthetic process
Cellular component (GO): mitochondrion
Molecular function (GO): gamma-butyrobetaine dioxygenase activity
Source: RefSeq, a predicted model, not a curated record